Messenger RNA from Sphaerulina musiva SO2202, 1443 nucleotides. RefSeq names its product glycosyltransferase family 1 protein. Gene Ontology annotation, biological process: dolichol-linked oligosaccharide biosynthetic process. Gene Ontology annotation, cellular component: extrinsic component of endoplasmic reticulum membrane; UDP-N-acetylglucosamine transferase complex. The coding region runs from base 11 to 595 and encodes 194 amino acids. The record is from RefSeq and is a predicted model, not a curated record. NCBI's taxonomy places the organism in Eukaryota, Fungi, Ascomycota, Dothideomycetes, Mycosphaerellales, Mycosphaerellaceae. The transcript has 2 exons. Gene Ontology annotation, molecular function: hexosyltransferase activity.
GUCGCCCAGCAUGCCAUCGAAGACCUGCUUCGUCACUAUAGGUGCAACAGCAUCGUUCGGUGGCCUAGUGCGAGGGGUGUUACAGCACGACUUCCUCGAAGCGCUGGAGAAACAAGGCUACACAGACCUGUUAGUGCAAUACGGCAAAGACGGUCAAGAGCUCUUCGACUCAUGCAUCACCGCCGCGAAGAACAGUGAGAGUGGAAGUUUUCUGCGAAUUGCGGGUUUCACAAUCGACAAGGCUGGAUUGGCGAAGUAUAUGAAGCAAGCCAAAGGUGGGAAUGGAAAUCAAGAGGGGGUUGUGAUCAGUCAUGCCGGCUCUGGCACGAUUCUCGAUGCACUUCGGAUACAAGUUCCGCUGAUCGUGGUGCCCAAUGAAGAGCUUUUGGACAACCAUCAGGUUGAGCUGGCUGAGGCCCUCGCAGAACAGGAGUACGUGGUACAUGGGAGUCUAGGCGGGUUGGCACCGGCACUCAAUGAGGCCGAGCAACUGAGAGUACGAACGAGAUCUUGGCCUCCACCAAACGCAGGCUAUAUGAGGCAGCCUAAGACACUAAAAAGCAUCAUCGACGACGAGAUGGGCUAUCUGGAAUGAGCUUAGUUCUGGCGGUAUCGAAUCAAUCGCCGUACGAUAGGCCGGACACAGCGAUCCGCCGCUCGUUUUGCAUGCGAUCACCCACUCACUCUUGCUGGACUGCAACGAGAGUGUCCUUUCUUGGCAGAGAUCUGGCUGCACCGUCCAUCCCGGGGGAUACUGGUCAUUCAGCGUUGGCAACCUGUUGCGCAUCGGGAGUAUAGUGAUGAAUUUAUGAUAAGUCGUGGACGAGAACCCUGAUUACGCGGAUUUCACUGCCCUGGAAUAUGGCAGAAUCUCAAGGCUCCGUUGCAUGAAAGCCUCAAUUUUGCCACCGCAAACCAAGGGCAUUGAAACUGUGAGACUGAGCCACGUCGUGCAGGGCCUUGAAUAGGCUAUCUUGGCUAUCAUAAUUUGCUCGUCGGAUAUAUCCAAAAGAGGCAGGUCAUUUCAAUUUUCUACCCAUGAUUGUUAUGGAACUCUAUAAUGGAUGUGCUUGAAAGCAGAAGAUCGCGAAGAAUGGAGGUGUACGACAAGGGCAACUCUUGUAAGAACAGCGUAAUUUGGCGCCGUUGUCCAAUUUUGCAGAGAGCUUUGAUUUCCAGAGCCUGGGUCUCAUCAGAUCAACAUAACAGACCCCUUCAGAACACCUAUCUUGCCAAUGCAGAGACACGCCACAACGCUCCUAGUCCGUUCCCAUUCGGUCUCUGCCCCUACCCAGGUGGCGACUUUGAGGGAAGUGGCACCACCUUAGGGACCACAUGCGCAAAGAUGGCACAUUGGAUGUCCCAUGUUGAGAUGACAGAAGGGCACGCUAAUAUCAAUUUGUACCGGGAGGAUGUAUGUUGCUGUAUAACUGCUUAUAAUUU